Zeugodacus cucurbitae (melon fly) is the source of this 1872-nucleotide messenger RNA. Its product is annotated as protein FAM98A. The transcript is spliced from 2 exons. NCBI's taxonomy places the organism in Eukaryota, Metazoa, Arthropoda, Insecta, Diptera, Tephritidae. Gene Ontology annotation, cellular component: tRNA-splicing ligase complex. The coding region runs from base 358 to 1671 and encodes 437 amino acids. The record is from RefSeq and is a predicted model, not a curated record.
AUGAACUGUUUCGUUUUAAUUUGUUUCGAUAAUUUCUCCGAAAACUUUUAAAAGUGAACUUCUCAUGGAAAACAUUUUAUAAACUUCUUACAGCAUCUUUACUACUUUUUGUUUUUAGCAUUACUAGAGUGUUUGCUUCGCACUUUUAGGUUGUAUUAUUAAAAACUAUAUAAAACAAACUAUUAUACUCUGUGCAUCAUGUUAGAAGGGUAUAAAAGUUGGACAAUGCUAAUAAACAACUCUAGUUCCAUUUGACAUUUGGUUUUGGUACUUGUCUAUAUACAUACCUACAUAUAUUUUUACUCUAAAUAAAGGUAGAAAUCACCGGGUAAUUAAAAGGAUCUGCUGAGUGCAAAAAUGGAUUAUGAAUUAGAGUUGGUCGACUCCUUGUCAGCAUUAGCUUAUGAGGGUCCGUGCCUGAAAGCGGAUGGGUUAGUUAAAGCGCUAGAAGGCGGCCCUCGCGAUUCUAAUUUCCGUGAACUUAUUGGUUGGUUAACGCAAGAACUGCAUGUAUUGCGAAAAACUGAUGAGCAUGUGGCAGAAUUACAGGAUCAAAGUGAAUUUUCUAUGGAACUUUCUGCUAUGCUGAAAGAACUUGGAUGUCCUUACCAACGUUUUGUUGCUGGCCCAUUAUCCGAAAGGUUCGAAACUCGAGAGGCUUGUGCUCAGCUGCUCGACUACCUUUUAACAGAAUUAAUGGCAACAAAAAUGACUUAUCGUUUGCGACCUGCCCAACAAACACUUAUUAUUCCUAAAACCGAAACUAAUACUGCGCGUUCACUCGAACAACUGUCUCGUGAUGUGGGACUAGGUAAACCACCAGACAAUGUGUCGCCAAAAGCCUAUUUCGAUAAACUUAAUUUUAAAAUUGAAGAACUAAUUCGGCAAGCCAAACCCGGUAUUUUGAGUGAACCGUUAUUGAAUUUAAAACAACCUCUAACUGAAGCACAGUGGAAAGAGUUGGACGCAAUACAUUCUGAUCUAGAUGCGGAAUAUAAUAUGCGUAGACAAAUGUUAUUGACACGUCUUGAAGUAACUAUACAAAGUUUUCAAUGGUCGGAUAAAAUGUGUUCGAGAGAAAAUGAAAUUGCUGGACGUUAUCAAAAGAAAUUGCAAGAAUUAGAACAUUUACGCUAUGGUAAUGAAGAUACAAACAUUGUAGCUUUUCUUGCUGCACGUGCAGAUUUGGCAGUUAUUGAAAAAACAAGUUCUGUACAAGUGCGGAAAAACACAGGUUGUAAAAUACAGAAACAUGUAAUAGGAAGUGUGCCAGAUCGUGGUGGGCGAGCGCAUGAACACGCUCCUCCGCCUCCAGAAAUGCCUUCAUGGCAACAACGUUCUGCGGGACCUGCAGGUGGAGGAGGAAAUUUUCGUGGUGGAAGAGGUGGAGGUGGGGGCCGUGGUGGGGGUGGCCACUGGCAGCAAUAUUCAAACGCACCACAACAACAACGCCAAUUGCAACAAUUCGAUCAACGUCAAUCUAGCGAUCAAGGUCGGAACCAGAAUUGGAUAAGCGGUAGUGGACGAGUUCAAGGUAGCGGCUGGUCCCAGCAUAAUAAUAACGGAAGCAAUUUUCAAGGUAAUGGUGGACGCGGCGGUGGUGGUGACAAUUCUUUCCGAGGACGCUCAAAUUACCAUCGUGGAGGUUCUGGUGGUGGUGCCCGUCGUUAAAAUUAAUUAAACGAAACUAUGGUCUCGAACUCAAAAUAUAUUGGAAUAACAUAAUUAUAUAUGUAUAUGUUUUAAGUAAUUCAUUAAUUUUAUUUUUUAUUUAGCCCUUUCGGUUAUUAACUUUCUACUCACAAUAUUAGAAUAUAGCCAUAUGUGAAAGUAAAUAAAGUAAAUUACUAUGUGAUUGCAACCUUAACCAUA